CAGAUGCUGAGUUUCACUGCCACAGCUGUAAUGGAGUAAGUAGCCGGGCAACGGAGACACUUUGAGAUCUGGUCUGGAUGGAACCGACGGGUCUACGAGACGUUUUCAAAUGUAUAACACUAUGCCUGAAACGCCUACUUCUACGUAACGCACGAAACAUCUGGAUUUGGACACAUGGCGUUGGUUUCCAACGCUAAAAUAUGGAUGAACUGUGUUUUUAGAUCUGGUCUGACUGAGUGGAUGCUACUGCGUUUUAAAAGAUGUGUGGACAAAAUUUCAAGUCUGCUAAAAAAAAAAGAAAAGACGGCAGUCAGGUGUCCAUAUGAUCAGUCUGUAAUCAUCCCUCCUUUUCAUACUGCUUUCAGUCCAUUGCAGCAAUGGAGGAUAUUGGUCUCCUUCCCAAACCCACCAAUGACCCCCCAGUUCACAGACCCACAGUCACUGAGACUUUUGGGCUGCACCACAUAUCGACAGACCAUCUGCACGUCACUGAUGCAAGCAGGAAAUGUGACAUGGAAAAAGAUGGACCGUCCAAAAAAAGGUCCCACUCAGCAAUAAUGGCAGAGCCGCAGAUGAUUCCCCACUGCCCAAAUACACUUCCUCUGGGUACUGACACCACUGCCAGAAAUGGAAACACUCAUCUGGAUAAGGCUGCCAGAAAGAAACCCAAAACCAAAAUUGCAGAUCAGUCAAAGUGGAAGCAAAACAAGCAGAAACAGCUGAGAAUGGAGGGAAAAGCGUAUGUAAGCAAACGAAAAAAAGACGGCGAAGUUGUGACAAAACAGCCAAGAUCAAUGGGACCGAGAUGCACCUCAAAUGCGUGCAAAAGGGCGUCCAACCGGCUUUGCAAUGAAAUCAACGAAGAUACCCGAAAAAAGGUGUUUGAUGAAUUCUGGCAGCACAUGAACUGGACUCAGAGAAAGAUGUACGUGGCGGGACAAGUGGAUCGCAAUGCGGUGGAAAGAUCUCGAGCAGUGGGAUCGCAGUCGAGACGAUCGGUGUCACUACGUUAUCACUUGAUGGUGGAUGGAAAAAGGAAACAAGUGUGUAAAAACAUGUUCCUGUCCACCUUGGGGAUUGGAGAGUGGUCUGUGCUCAACUGGACGCACACUGGAAAAACAAAAAAGACUGAAUCAAAUGAGAAUAGAUUAGAGAAGAAGAUGUUUGUCCCUCAGUGUCCACAGCUGAACUCUGCUCCUUUUAUAUUUAACACUGUGGAGGUAACUCUGGAACCAGAGGAUGCCACUGACGAAGACAAAAUCAACCCAGAAGACCUAGAAGGACCAGCCGGAAAGAAAUCCAGAGUUGCCAGACCUCUAACAUGGAAACAAAAUCGACAGAAACAGCUUAGGAUGGAGGGAAAACCCUACAUCAGCAAACGAAAGAAAGAUGGUGCCACCAUAACUAAAGCAAAAAGGGCGAUUGGACCCAGAUGCACAUCCAGUGCUUGCAAAAGAGCAUCCAAUCGCUUCUGUGCUGACUUCAGUGAAGACUUGAGGAACAAGCUGUUUAAUAGCUUCUGGCAGUGCAUGAAUUGGGUUCAGAGAAAGGUCUAUGUGGCUGGACUAGUUGAUUGCGACCCAGUGGAAAGAACUAGAGCACCGUGGACACAAUCAAGGAGAUCUGUCUCGAUGCGUUAUCAUUUAAUAGGCGAUGGCGACAGAAAACAAGUUUGCAAAAAGAUGUUCCUCUCCACUUUGGGGAUUGGAGAGUGGUCGGUGCUUAACUGGGCACAAAAUGCAUCCCAGGAGGACAAUGCAGAAGAAAAUACAAAGAAGCGAACGCAGAGAAAGUCCCGUAAAGCUUCAGAGCACGUAUUCCUCAAGGAGUUCCUCGAGAGUUUACCCAAAGUGCUCUGCUGCGGGACGUCAAUCUCUAAGCUGUAUCUGGAGCCAGUCUUCUCAAACAUGUCCGAGGUGUACAGGCACUACUACAAUCAGUGCUUAGACAAGAAGGUCACACCUCUGUCUCGGCAGGUUUUCUGUGCCGUAUUUAAAAAGAUGAAUUUGGGAUUGUGCGACCCGAAAAAAGAUCAAGGUUGUUCUUACGGUGCGACUGGAAACUUGUUCAAAGAUCUUUGGGAGGAAUACUGCAUGGAGAGGGGAACUACAGGUCCACAGCCAGAGAAAGCAGGUAACCAGUAGAGAGGACAUACAUGAUCUGUGUUGGAUCAUUGUGUUUAAAUCAGCUGUGUAAUACUUCAUUACUUCAUUUCUGAUGGACACUUUGAUUCUCACUUCAUUCUGUUUCUGUCAUGGACAAGGCUGUGAUGUUCCUUAAAAUGUAAGCUCUUUUGACAUUCUUUGUCAGUAUUAAAUGUGUAAUAAUAUAUUUAAACAUGUUAAUCUGUUAUUAUGAAUUUCAAGUCAAGCGUCAACUGUUUAAUACAUUUGUUCUUAUCUGUA
Messenger RNA from Scomber scombrus (Atlantic mackerel), 2405 nucleotides. RefSeq lists its product as uncharacterized. NCBI's taxonomy places the organism in Eukaryota, Metazoa, Chordata, Actinopteri, Scombriformes, Scombridae. The coding region runs from base 378 to 2144 and encodes 588 amino acids. The record is from RefSeq and is a predicted model, not a curated record. The transcript has 6 exons.